AUGGAGCCCCUGGGUGGAAGUCAUGCCAACGGCAUGCAGCAGCUGAAUCCUCCUCCGCCGUCCAACAACACCGUGACGGUGCGCAUGGUCGAUACAACGUCUGUUAUGAAGCUGCAUGCUGAGGCGUUUCUCAAGCCAGUCAUGCCUGGACACGAGAUAAUGACCGUGAUAGAUUUGGCAUUUCUUAUCGAAAAUCCGCGACUUGGCAAGAAAGCAAUGUUUGAUCUUGGGACGCGCAAAGACUACUGGAACAGUCCGCCAUGGACUAUUGCCAGGAUAGAAGCGGCGAUACCAGGCGUAAGGAUCGAGAAAGAUGUGACCGAAAUUCUGCAGGAGAAAGGAAUGAAACUCAGCGAAAUCAACGAUAUCAUUUGGUCGCACAGCCAUUGGGAUCAUAUCGGUAGUCCAUACUUGUUUCCUCCGUCGACGAACCUUUGCUACGGCAAGGGUACAGGGCCAUUCCCGGGGUACCCUGCGAACCCGAAUUCAGCAUUGAAUCAGGCGGACUUCGAGGGACGAAAAUGUAUCGAGAUAGAUUACGAUAUGGAGAUUGGGCCCUAUCCGGCCCACGACUUCUAUGGUGAUGGAUCACUACAUCUGCUGGAUACACCCGGCCACUGGCCCGGACACAUGUGCGCCCUUGCCCGGACGACGCCUGACACAUUUCUCUUCUUGGGCGGGGAUAUCUGCCAUUUCGCGGGAGAUUUUCGACCGAGCGAGCAACUGCCUCUGCCAGACUCAAUACCCGAAGAAGCCUUUGGCAAUAUCGAAGCGGCUGCAGUCAAGCGGGCUCACAAAACUCCGGGUUGGAUGGCUCCGAUGCGACCACAGACCCGAAGGCACGCCAUUUUACAAAUUAUCGACACACAAACACUCUUCCUAUAA
Messenger RNA from Cyphellophora attinorum, 885 nucleotides. RefSeq lists its product as uncharacterized. The record is from RefSeq and is a predicted model, not a curated record. The coding region runs from base 1 to 885 and encodes 294 amino acids. The transcript is spliced from 4 exons. Lineage: Eukaryota; Fungi; Ascomycota; Eurotiomycetes; Chaetothyriales; Cyphellophoraceae.